CCCGAUAAUGACAAAUUAAUAAGCCCACCAACAGGAAGAAAAGCCAUUGAAGAUCCUUUUCGAGUAAGUAGUGUAAAUUCACAUGUUUUCAACCACACACACACCGUAUCUCCGGCCUUGUCUACAUGAUUGUUUUAUUCUCUAUGACCUUAGAUUGCACUUCAAAACUUAAGAAACGAAACUAAAAAUGUUCAACGGGAUGUCACGAAAGCAAAAGCUGAACGGGAUGUCGAAAAAGCUGAACGGGAACGGGACGCCGUAAAAGGUGAAUUAGCCAUAAUAAAAGCUGAACGUGAUGUCGAAAAAGCUGAACGGGAACGGGACGCCGUAAGAGGUGAAUUAGCCAUAAUAAAAGCUGAACGGGACGCCGUAAAAGCUGAACGAGAUGCCGUAAAAGCUGAACGAGAUGCCGCAAAAGCUGAACGGGAACGAGACACCGCAAAAGCUGAACGGGAUGUCGAAAAAGCUGAACGAGAACGGGACGCCGUAACAGCUGAAUUAGCCAUAAUAAAAGCUGAACGGGAUGCUGCAAAAGCUGAAUGGGAACGAGACGCCGCAAAAACUGAACGUGAUGUCGAAAAAGCUGAACGGGAACGGGACGCCGUAAAAGGUGAAUUAGCCAUAAUAAAAGCUGAACGGGAUGUCUCAAAAGCUGAAUGGGAACGAGACGCCGCAAAAGCUGAACGGGAUGUCGAAAAAGUUGAGCGGGAACGGGACGCCGUAAAAGGUGAAUUAGCCAUAAUAAAAGCUGAACGGGAUGCCGCAAAAGCUGAACGGGAACGAGACGCCGCAAAAGCUGAACGGGAUGUCGAAAAAGCUGAACGAGAACGGGACGCCGUAAAAGGUGAAUUAGUCACAAUAAAAGCUGAACGGGAUGCCGCAAAAGCUGAACGGGAGCGAGACGCCGCAAAAGCUGAACGGGAUGUCGAAAAAGCUGAACGAGAACGGAAUGCCGUAAAAGCUGAAAGAGACGUCGCACAAGCUGAAAGAGACGCAACAAGAGCUCAGUCUGGUAAUUUGCGUACCUGCAACCACCAACUUCAACACUUAGUAACCACACUUCAAAACCGACAGCAGGAUGAAGAAGCUUUACAUGAUGAUCUUCGACAGAUGGUAAGUUUUUUUUGUUUUGUCCUGUUUGUUUUGUUUUGUUCUGUUUUUGUUGUUCUGUUCCGUUUGUUUUGUUCUUUUUGUUUUGUUUUGUUUUCAGUAAUUAUUUAAAAAAGAUUAUAUCCCACUCCCUGUUUCGUUUGCGAAAUGUAUAAUACGAUGUUCGAAUGCACAUGUUUACCAUUUUCUUUUUUAUAUAUUUACUAUAUUGAGCAUGAAAUUUUAAACUUCUUAGUAUUUUUCUGAUAAUCGACUGAAACGCCCAGUGUACUCAAGGAUAAGUUAACAAACUUGACUUUAUCAUAAUUUGUUUCUUGCUCUUCAAUUACAUCAAAAUACUUUUGACGCUUGUGAUUGGCGUUAACUUGUAGAUUGGAUUUAAAUCCGACAGUAAUAAUAAUUAUAAUAAUAAUAAAUAUGGAAACUUUAUUAAAUGAUUUACUUUUCUAUACAUACAUACAUACAUACAUACAAUUGUAAAUCUCGCUUAUUAAGGUAUAACUUACAAUUGGCUACAUGAAUCACAAUUAAUAACUAAACAAUAAAAAAUAACCAACAAAUACAUGCAGAUUAUAUACAAUAACAUAUUUUAAAAAGCUAAUAACUCGGGAUUUUCCCAUUCCCUAUUUCGGCAGCAGAAGAUGGAAUAGGAAGUUCUAAUAGCAACAAACAUGUAGUGAUCAUUUUCCUAACGCAGUACAUUUUGUACUUAUCAUCAAAAGACAAAACCAACAUCUAACAUCUUUCGCAAAAACACCUAAAGAGCUUAUAGAAAUAUUUACAAAUUUAACAUCAAUAUAAUAAUAUAAUUAUUAACUUCUUUGUAUAAUCGAUUGCAUGGCGAUAAAAUAUAUAAUAGUUUUGUUUGUGGAAACACCACGUAAAUUUAUUACUGCAAAGUUUUCGAUCAGCUUUCUUUGCAGUAAUAAAUUUAUGUGGUGUUUCCACAAACAAAUUAUAAUAUUAUAAUAUAAAUAUAAUUAUUAUAAUAAUUAUAUAUCAUUUUAUUCACUUUUGUUCAUUAUUAGACUGAUGGACUGCUUUUCUAUCGACAACUACCCCAUGGCCAUGCAGCAAAUGUAAGUUUAUUUUUCACAUGCAUGCCUGUUUAUUACGUUGUAACGAUCAUAGCUGACAGAGAAAAGGUUAGUUAGCGAGGUGUCGGUGUUCCUUAUACCACUGAACUAAGCUUGUUACUGAAUGUCGAUGGCAAGGUAUUCUUAGUUGAUGAGUAAGAAUAUCCUCCUGCUCUGACUUAAUGAUGUGCGUGGUAACUCGUGUAAGUAGAGUUGUGGCGGUUCCCUUCUGUGAUUUAAGAGUUUUUCUCCGGGCUUUCCGGUUUUAAUCACCAAAACCCUACCGCCUUAGCUGUGUGCUAUGCGCGAUCAUUCAUGGAUCCGUCAGGCAGAGGCGCCAAAAUACGCCUUCGAUUCGGUCACGUUCAGUGCUGUAAACGUCGCUUGUGUGUUAUAGUUACAUGCAUGCCCAAGAAGAACAAUCUAUUCUAAAACUACACCUGAGUGACAGACGAAUAAAGUUUCUAAACACGACUGGCAUUCAUCUGCAGGGAAUUGUUUGGACUAAUUAGGGAAUUGGGGAACCGGGGGAACUUUGAAUUGGGGCAAACAGGAAGUGGAGCAAAUAGGUAGUGAGGCAAACGGGAGUUCGAGAACUUGGGAGUGGGGAAACGGGGAGUGGAGAAUCAGGGUGUGGGUGAAUUGGACUAAACCACGACAGCGAAGUGGGCGAACCACAUAACCGUAUAGAAUUGGGAAUGGCAGGGCCAGGGAAUGGGGAAUGUUGGAAUAGGAUAAAUUUUUGCUUUUGCUGGCAAACAUAAUGACCAUCGCAUAUAGUGGCAUUCAUUAAUUCUUAAUAACAAAUUAACAUAUUUUAUAUAACAUAUCAGCAAUUCUAGAUUUUUAUUAUAUACUGUAUGCAUGAGAUGGGUGCUAUUUGUUUCUUUUUUAUAAUUUCAGUUAAACAUGUGGUACAGUCCGUUCUGCGUCCGUGGUAUAGUCAGUUCUUAGGUCUUACAUUGGUGCCUCCUGAUAUUUAUAGAAACAGUUUAAUUAGGUUGUGUGUUUUUGCAAAGUUUGAUUGUGCUACUUUGAUAAUUCAUUUUACUGUGGAAACAGGAGUAUAUAGUUUCAGCUAUUUUUGGUAUUCAGAAGGAGUAUAAUUGUGUCUAUUAAUUGGUAGUCCUUUUGCAAGCCGUUUCUCUGUCCUCACUGACCUAUCGAUUAUGAAACUGUCUAUAAAUAUCAAAACUGUUAAAUUGUACAUUCUAAUGCUAAAAUUCUGUAUAAAUAAGCACAAAGCUACAAACAUCUUAAUAAUUACCUUUACCGAUAACUAGAGUUAUACACACAUAUUUCUCUUAAAAAUCUUCAUUAAUAAUAUUAUAAUAAAGAGACAAACAUAUAGUACCCAGCUUCAUAUACUUGAGAUUGUAAUAUUUAAUUAUUAAAUAUGCUGAUUAACUAUUAAGAAUUGAAUGCCAAUAUGCUAUAAUAAUGUGUUUGCCAACAAAGCAAAGUACCAAAAAUGUUAUUUUCUAUUUUUCGAUAUCUUUCCCAGUUCACCAUUUCCUGUUUCCCUUCUUCUUCCAGUUUCUUCAGCUAGCCUAUUCCCACAUUUCCCAUUCCCCAGCCCUGCCAUUCCCCAUUCUAUACGCUUCUACGGUUUUCCCAUUUUUACGUCGUCUUUGACGUCCGCGUCCUCGAUCUAAAUCUGUCUAUUGUAACAGAUAAAGUAACGUAAAAGUUGGUCAGAGAAGUAACUCGUUAUAUAAUUUCAAUUUUCAAUGUAAAAAAAUGCAACUAGCUAUACAGUUACAGUUACCUUUUUUCAAAACGUAACAAUAGUUACCGUUAUAGUUACUUAAAAGUAAUCUAGUUACUUGCAACGAAGUUACUUACAACAUUGGUCACGUUUGAGCUAUGUCCCCUCCCCCUUUAGCUAAAUAUAUUCUUUCCCUUUUACAGGAUAUCAUAGCACUACGUGCUGAAAUUGUCACUGGCAUUCAUGUGCCAGGUGAAGAAAUCAACUUGCAACAUGAAUUGGCGGUGAGUGGGUGUGAACGGAAUUGACUUUCCUUCUCAGAGGCUUUUAACGCGCAACGUAUAUCAUUGUGCAAUGUAUAUAGUUUUUAAAGUGCGUAUAUUCUCAACAAUCGGUUUCACACAAUCGGAAAUACAGAUAAUUCCUAUCGAUUCCGAGUGUCUACCAAUAAGGCAAAAAUCGACCCGAUACCGAUUAUCUGUCAAUCAUUAUCGAUUACGUACAGUGUUUUACACAGGCCACUUUUAACUAGCAUUCGUGGUUUUUAUGUGUAAGUAGAGUUUUUAGAACAACAUGCUUAUUUUGUUUUUUACUUAAUUUAAGGAACAAACGAACAGGUAAUACGCACCUAUCGGAACAACGUCUGAUCGGUUGGCUAUUUAUUGGGUUAAGGUCGUGGAGCUCUGGUUGGUCGGAAAAAAAAUCGUGCAAAGAGGAAAGAAAUGAAAAUUACGUUUAAAUUCCGCGAAGAAAGGUCCAGCACAAACAGACGGCCGAAAAUCCCCUCCAUCCCCCUCCCUCCCCCCAUCACUUUUCUAAUGGUCAGCCCCUUAUGAGAAUGUGAUCUAAUAAUGUAUCAAUUAUAUAAGUAAUUUGCAUCUUUAUUAUUAAAUAAAAGUAUUUCUUGCUUGCA
Messenger RNA from Paramuricea clavata, 4807 nucleotides. The record is from the annotation of a GenBank genome assembly. NCBI's taxonomy places the organism in Eukaryota, Metazoa, Cnidaria, Anthozoa, Malacalcyonacea, Plexauridae.